AUGAGAGUUCAACUUCAAAAUGAUCAAAGUGCUGCACAAUUUUCCAAACAAUUGUUAGAUCUUGGAAAUGGAAAAGUCCCAGUUGAUGCGACAUCUGGAUUAAUUACUCUUACCAACGACUUUUGCCGAUUUGUAGACACUCAAUUAGUUCUUAUUGAAAAUGUUUUCCCAAACAUUAGUGAGAAUUAUAAGAAUUAUGCUUGGUUAAGUCAACGAGCAAUUCUUGCAGCAAAGAAUAAUGAUGUCCACGCACUGAAUUUCACCAUUCAAUCAAAAAUUGCUGGCGAUUUGGUGACAUACAAAUCCGUUGAUUCAAUAACAAAUCCCGAUGAUGUAGUAAAUUAUCCAACGGAGUUUUUGAACUCUCUGGAGAUACCAGGAUUUCCACCACAUAACUUGCAACUGAAAGUUGGUACAGUUAUUUUGAUACUGCGUAAUUUGAAUCCACCGCGACUUUACAACGGUACUCGACUUUCGGUAAAGAGACUUUUGCCGAAUUUAAUUGAGGCAACCAUUAUUAACGGAAAGUACGCAGGUGAAAAUGUAUGUAUUCCUCGAAUACCAAUGAUUCCGACUGAUCUUCCGUUUGACUUCAAACGAUUGCAAUUCCCAGUUCGCCUUGCGUUCGCAAUGACAAUUAAUAAGUCGCAAGGCCAAUCGCUUAGUGUUUGCGGGAUAAAUUUGGAAAAUCAUUGUUUUUCACAUGGACAGUUAUACGUUGCGUGUUCACGAGUUGGGAAACCAUCCGCUUUGUUUGUGUUAACGUCAGACCAAAAAACAAAAAAUGUGGUUUACCAAAGAGCACUACAAUGAAACAAUUAAAUAACACUUCAUUUUAGUAGGUAAUUGAAAUGAAUUUAUUACUGUUGUGAAAUGAAAUAAAUAUUUUCCUUUUCAAAUAUAUAACAAAAAAAAUUUUUUUUCUUUAUCUUUUAAUCACCAAACGAAAUGUUACAUAAAACGAAUCUGGUGGCGAAACGGAGUUCGCCGGGU
Messenger RNA from Aphis gossypii (cotton aphid), 993 nucleotides. RefSeq names its product ATP-dependent DNA helicase pif1-like. The coding region runs from base 1 to 813 and encodes 270 amino acids. Lineage: Eukaryota; Metazoa; Arthropoda; Insecta; Hemiptera; Aphididae. The transcript has a single exon. The record is from RefSeq and is a predicted model, not a curated record.